Staurois parvus is the source of this 461-nucleotide messenger RNA. Lineage: Eukaryota; Metazoa; Chordata; Amphibia; Anura; Ranidae. The record is from the annotation of a GenBank genome assembly.
GCACUGAUGGGCACAGAUGAGGUGGCAUGGAUAGGCAGCACUGAUGGGCACUGAUAGGCAGCACUGAUGCGCUGGCACUGAUGAUGCUGCACUGACAGGUGGCACAGAUGGGCAGCACUGAUGGGUGGCACUGCUGGGCAGCACUGAUGGGUGGCAUUGCUGGGCACCACUGAUGGGUGGCACUGCAGGGCACAGGUGGGUGGCACUGAUGGGCACAUAUUGGUGGCACUGCUAUGCAUAGGUGGGUGGCACUGCUGGGCACAGGUGGGUGGCACUGCUGGGCACAGGUUGGUGGCACUGAUGGGUACAGGUGGGCUGCACUGAUGGGCACAGGUGGGUGGCACUGCUGGGUGACACUACUGGGCACUCAUCAUCAGUGCCCUGAUGAUCAGUGCUGCGUAUCACUGGCGGCAGCAGGGUGCGCGCCGCUGGGGGCAUGUUCUGAACAUGGUUGGGAACUA